Aspergillus pseudotamarii is the source of this 705-nucleotide messenger RNA. Its product is annotated as type 1 glutamine amidotransferase domain-containing protein. The coding region runs from base 1 to 705 and encodes 234 amino acids. NCBI's taxonomy places the organism in Eukaryota, Fungi, Ascomycota, Eurotiomycetes, Eurotiales, Aspergillaceae. Gene Ontology annotation, molecular function: glyoxalase III activity. The record is from RefSeq and is a predicted model, not a curated record. The transcript has 3 exons.
AUGGCUCCCAAAGUUCUCAUUGUGCUAACCUCGCAGGACAAAAUUCCUGCUACUAGGCACCCUACUGGAUGGUUCUUGCCUGAGUUUGCUCACCCGUGGGAGGUCCUUCACCAGAAGGUUGAUGUCGUUAUCGCCUCGCCGAACGGAGGUGAGGCACCUCUUGACCCUGGCUCGAUCACAAUGUUCGAGGAAGAUGCUGUAUCAGUUAAAUUUCUGAAAGAGCAAAAGAGUCUUUGGCAACGUACUGUCAAGCUUUCAGAUGUCUUGCCCAGAGUCUCUGGUUUUGACGCUCUCUUCUACGUUGGCGGUCAUGGACCUAUGUUCGACCUUCACUAUGACCAAACCUCUCUUGCUUUGAUUCAAGCUUUCAGCGCAGCUAAGAGACCUGUAUCUGCGGUCUGCCAUGGUCCCACUGUAUUUGUCAAGGCCACAACCCGCUCUGGAGAGCCGUUACUUUCGCACGCCACUGUCACUGGCUUUUCCAAUGUCGAGGAAGACCAGGCAGCCAUGACGGAGUUCAUGCCUUAUUCGCUUGAGGACGAGUUGAACAAGGUCAGCGGAGGUGGGUAUGUCAAGGCUGACAAGCCAUGGGCAGAGAAGGUGGUCGUUUCCAAAACUGUGGAUGGAGCCAUCUUGAUCACUGGUCAAAACCCUGCCAGUGGGGCGCGUGUGGGUGAGGCGAUUUUGGAGGCAUUGAAAAUCUAA